Naumovozyma castellii is the source of this 2673-nucleotide messenger RNA. RefSeq lists its product as uncharacterized. The coding region runs from base 1 to 2673 and encodes 890 amino acids. The record is from RefSeq and is a predicted model, not a curated record. Lineage: Eukaryota; Fungi; Ascomycota; Saccharomycetes; Saccharomycetales; Saccharomycetaceae. The transcript has a single exon.
AUGAUUGAGAAGAAUACUACGAGGUUGAGCAAGGCCUUGGAUAUUAUAGAGCAGGCAUGUGACAAUUGCAGGUUGAAGAAGCUUAAGUGCUCGAAGGAGACGCCUAAGUGUAGUAAGUGUUUGAAGAAUGGUAUGAAGUGCUUGUAUUCUCCCAAAGUGAAGAGAUCACCUCUGACAAGGGUUCAUUUAACGCAGACUGAGAAUAAGUUGGAGAAAUUGGAAAGAUUGUUCAUUGAGUUGUUCCCCGAUGAGAAUGUGGAAAAUCUGAUCCAUGUCAUGGAUUCGAAGGACGUGAUGAAGCUACGAGAUUUGAAAUUGAAAAUGGCCCAAAUUGUACAUUCUGAGGAAUCGAACCAAAAGAGCAAAAGUACUUAUAAUGUGACUAAAAAGAAGAUAAUACCAAAUGAACCAAUUGGCAACGAAAUACCGAUGAGAACGGGAUAUAUCCAUCAGCAUUCGUUACCAAAGGAACCACUUUAUGGUUUCGAUUGGAAUGAAGAAGAUAAUGAAUCAAUGACGACCGUGGAUGGAAUGUGUCUACUGAAUGGAGAUUUGGAUAAUAAAGGUUAUUUCGGUGCAGACUCUCAAAUAUCUCAACUAAGAUCGGUAGGUUUUGAUUCUAAUAAUUUCUUAUCACAAAUAACAAGAAGGCCUGCACCUGUUAUUGAUAGCUAUACCAUGAGUUCCAGGACGAUGACUUCAAAAUUUAUUCAAAGCUAUUUUGACAAUUUCCACAUUUACUAUCCAAUAGUUAAAAAAGACUUUUUUUUACGCAUAUAUAACAAUGGGAACCAUUUAACAGGACCAAACGAUAAACAGGUUUGGCAACUGCUUUUAAAUAUUGUAUUGGCCAUUGGUGCAUGGUGCGUAGAUGGAGAUGCCACGGAAAUAGAUUUAUUUUAUUAUCAAAGUGCUAAAUCUCAUUUGACUGGUAAACUUUUUGAAUCUGGUUCAACCCGAUUAGUUGUUUGUUUUUUCUUAUUGUCCAAAUAUGCACAGUGGAGACAAAAAUCAAACUCUGCUUACCAGUAUAUUGGUCAUUCUCUAAGGUUAGCCACUUCAUUGGGACUUUACAAGGAGCUACCGAACACUAUCCAAGAUAAGUUAGCCAUAGAACAACGAAGGAGGACUUGGUGGAGUAUUUUCAAUCAAGAUUUUAAAAUAUCCUUAUUGUUUGGUAGACCUUUACAAUGUUCUUUACCAUUCGAAGAGAUAACAAUCAAUUUACCCACCCCAAUAAACGAUGAUAAAUUCCAUUUCUUGACCAAUGCAAAUAAUACAAUACCUACCAUUUAUGAUGAAACCAUUCAUAUGGUUAAAUUAUAUCGAUUAUUUUAUGACCAUGCUACGCCGUUGAACACAUUAAGUAUUAGUGACAUUAUCAGAAUUUCCAAUAAGAUAAAGGCAUUUUCUAAUGACUUGCCAUAUUUUUUGAAAGUAAUACCAGACUCCCAUAAUAAUUUACAUCCAAAUCCAUCACAUCCAUGGGUAAAUUUCGCAAAACAUUCAAUAUUUUGGGAGCAACAAUCGCUAAAUUUAUACGUCUUGAGAAAUUUGAAAUUCUCCAAGGACGAUUCCACAGAAGAUUUAAGAGAUUGUGAAAAGUUAUUAUUUGAAAUACCGCAGAAUUUGAUUGAUUCCAUAUCUCAUUAUAUUGCGGCAACGGUUCUUCAGCCACUCCAGUCUUGGAACUGUAUCUUUUAUUUAUUUAAUGCUGCUUUACUUCCAUUGACCAUUUUAUUAUCAAAUAUGAAGAAUAAGGGAGUUAGCUCUAAAAUUUCCUCAAAAUGUUAUACUCAAUUGAGGAAGAUUCUAGAAAUACUGAAGGGGAUUAAGAAUUUUGAGAUAUCAAGCUGUGAAAAGUUUAUUCAAAUUUUAGCUCAAAUAUGUACGGAAAAUAAUGAUACUUCAACCUCCACAGGAGCCGAUGAUUCGUAUGAUGAAAUGCACAAUGAAAAGGAAUCACCAAUGACAAGCAACCAUGAGUUCCAUAAUAGCAUAACAGAAAUUACUAUUAACCACCACAGCAAGAAUGAGUCUAUAAGUAAAAAUAUACCACAACCCAUGACACCAAGUGGAAUGUCAUCAAUCGCAUUGACGCCGAAUUUAUUGAACUCUCCACCUGUUUCAUUCAGGACAAAUGAACUUAGUUUUACAGAUCUAAUGAGGACGCUCCCUCAAAAGAAUAAGUCUCGUUCGAAUGAUAUGAGUCCAAGAUUAGAAGCAAUCUCACCAAAAUCACAACCUAAACAUAUUGGAACUAUAGAUUCGAUAAUGCAAAAACCUCAUCAAUUGCCCCCACUGAAUGAAGGUAUUCCCUUAACACAUCCAACCUACUUUCACAAUGGCAAUACUACACAGCCCUCGCCUCAAUCUACUUUUCCCUUUUUAAAACCAGCAGUACCUGUCAAUGCUCCGAGAGAUUAUAACUCAACGAAGAAGAAUGUUCAAGAUGAUGUGGACCCGACAUUUAAUAUGGAAAGGCAGAGUUCUGCAACAACUUCGAUCUUCCCGUCUUGGAACAGUUCUUCUGGACUUACUGAAGAUAUGGGGACCUUUGGUGACCCUAUAGGUGCAACUUCACCUAUACCAUCCACUGGGUUUGGAAUCCCAGGAGGUCUUUUUAAUACGACGACUAUUGAUGACGUUUAUAACUAUUUAUUUGAUAAAUAA